Messenger RNA from Stegostoma tigrinum, 435 nucleotides. Its product is annotated as adenylate cyclase type 5-like. The transcript is spliced from 3 exons. The record is from RefSeq and is a predicted model, not a curated record. The annotation marks the transcript as partial. NCBI's taxonomy places the organism in Eukaryota, Metazoa, Chordata, Chondrichthyes, Orectolobiformes, Stegostomatidae.
UAAAGCUAUUUGAUGCCUGUUGUCGCUCGCUGGUCCUGGGGCACGGCCCCACUUUGACGUUGUCUUCCUGCAGUUUUCCUGUGACACUGAGGAUCUGAGGGAGUGUGUGGCUCGUCAGCACAAUGCCACCCCGAUCAUGGUGAACGCCUGUUACUUACGGACCCUCAACUAUACCCUCGGGGACACAAUCAGCCCAUGUGGGGGCGACACUCCCUACUGCAGCUUCCCACAGUAUUUUACAUACAGUGUCGUCCUGGCGUUGCUGGCCUGUGGCGUGUUCCUGCAGAUCAGUAGCACCGGCAAACUCGCCCUGAUGUUCCUCAUCGAGCUCCUGUACAUCUUCCUCAUCGAGUGGCCCAACGCCAACCUGUUCGACAACUUUGACCUCAUGGUCACCGCCAACGCGCUAAUGAGCCACAAUAACACAGUCACUUG